This is a messenger RNA of Lethenteron reissneri (Far Eastern brook lamprey), 3862 nucleotides long. RefSeq names its product zinc finger protein 16-like. Gene Ontology annotation, biological process: regulation of transcription by RNA polymerase II. The record is from RefSeq and is a predicted model, not a curated record. Gene Ontology annotation, molecular function: RNA polymerase II cis-regulatory region sequence-specific DNA binding; DNA-binding transcription activator activity, RNA polymerase II-specific. Gene Ontology annotation, cellular component: nucleus. Lineage: Eukaryota; Metazoa; Chordata; Hyperoartia; Petromyzontiformes; Petromyzontidae.
CGUCACCCGUUCCUUAUGCGAGACUCGCUGCGGUGAGCGGUGGUGAAGAAUUCCCGAUGAGCGGUGGCGAGGAAUCUCAUCAUCAUCAUCACGUGCCGACGCGGAACGGACGGACGGAGAGAUGAAGAUCUUCUGCCCGAUCUGCAAGUGGCUCGUGGUCAGCCUGCCCGCCCUGGAGGACCACAUGAAGCGGCACAGGGGGUGGACGGAGCCCACGCUCUUCCAGUGCCCCCACUGCCCGUUCAACACGGACACGCUGAAUGUCUUCAUCGGCCACCAGGCGACGCACGACGCGCGCGAGUCUCACAAGUGCGCCAAGUGCGGAAAGGUGUUCAUCGACGUCAAGGUCUUCCGCGAGCACCAAGCGGCGCACGCCGAGGAGAAGCCCUACAAGUGCACCGAUUGCGAACUGGCGUUCAACCACUCGGAGGAUCUUCACGAGCACCAAAAGACGCACGCCGGCGGCAAGCCCUACCACUGCACCGUCUGCGGGAUGGAGUUCAUGCGCGAGGUGCAGCUCUGCAACCACCAGAGGAUCCACACGGGCGAGAAGCCCUAUGGGUGUGCCACGUGCGGAAAACGGUUCGCUCUCUCGGGGACGCUCGUCAUCCACAACAGGAUCCACACGGGCGAGAAGCCCUACGGGUGCGCUACAUGCGGACAACGGUUUGCGCACUCGGGGACGCUCGUCAUCCACAACAGGAUCCACACGGGCGAGAAGCCCUACGUGUGCGCCACAUGCGGAAAGGCAUUCGCCUACUCGGGGGCCCUGAGCGUGCACAGGAGGACCCACAUGGGCAAGAGACCCUACAGGUGCACGGUGUGCGCGAAGGCGUUCGCAUAUCCGGGGACCCUCUCCACGCACAGCAGGAUCCACACAGGAGAGAGGCCGUACAGGUGCACGGUGUGCGCGAAGACGUUCGCUCGUUCCCACACGCUCGUCGUCCACAAGAGGGUCCACACGGGAGAGAGCACCUGCGGCGAGGGCGCCGAGGCGUUGACGCCGUCGGGCGGCUCCCCCGGCGCGGGAAGCGCGGACGCGGCGGAGGGAGGGUGCGUGACGAGGAGGAAGCGUCGCGAGUGCAUCGCGCGCAAGGUCGCGACGGCCGCCCUACCGGAGCCACCUGACUCUGGGGGUGAGCGCGCGACUUUCCCCGGAGAGGCGGCGGCGAGCCCUCCUCCUCCUGCACCCGCCGCGUCGGAAGAAGAACGCCGGGAAAAGCCCGCCGGCUUUGUCGGGACGCGCCCGCGGGUAAUGAAGGCGGAUAGCGGAGGCGGAGGCGGAGACGUGUCCUCGGCGAAAGUGAAGGAGGAACGGGAAGGGGACGUCGGAGGCUUCGAGGCGUGGCCGGGGGUGAAGGUGGAGCCCGCUGGCGAGGUCGUUCCGUGCCGCCCCCCCUCCCUGCCGAUCGUGAAGCGGGAGCCCGAGGAUUGCCACGGGAGCGAGACGGAGCCGCGGGUAAAGUUGGAACGCGGAGCUCAGGACUCCUCUGUCUCCCUGUUGAGUGUGAAGCAGGAACCGGAGGAAAUCCCCACUCGUUGCCCCACCCCUUACCGCCUUAACCCCGCCCCAACCCCGCGUAGCCCCGCCCUCCACUUCGUGCCCACGCCCCCUGCCACCGUUGCCCCUGCCGACGCGGAACGGACGGACGGAGAGAUGAAGAUCUUCUGCCCGAUCUGCAAGUGGCUCGUGGUCAGCCUGCCCGCCCUGGAGGACCACAUGAAGCGGCACAGGGGGUGGACGGAGCCCACGCUCUUCCAGUGCCCCCACUGCCCGUUCAACACGGACACGCUGAAUGUAUUCAUCGGCCACCAGGCGACGCACGACGCGCGCGAGUCUCACAAGUGCGCCAAGUGCAGCAAGGUGUUCAUCGACGUCAAGGUCUUCCGCGAGCACCAAGCGGCGCACGCCGAGGAGAAGCCCUACAAGUGCACCGAUUGCGAACUGGCGUUCAACCACUCGGAGGAUCUUCACGAGCACCAAAAGACGCACGCCGGCGGCAAGCCCUACCACUGCACCGUCUGCGGGAUGGAGUUCAUGCGCGAGGUGCAGCUCUGCAACCACCAGAGGAUCCACACGGGCGAGAAGCCCUAUGGGUGUGCCACGUGCGGAAAACGGUUCGCUCUCUCGGGGACGCUCGUCAUCCACAACAGGAUCCACACGGGCGAGAAGCCCUACGGGUGCGCCACAUGCGGAAAACGGUUUGCGCACUCGGGGACGCUCAUCAUCCACAACAGGAUCCACACGGGCGAGAAGCCCUACGUGUGCGCCACAUGCGGAAAGGCAUUCGCCUACUCGGGGGCCCUGAGCGUGCACAGGAGGACCCACAUGGGCAAGAGACCCUACAGGUGCACGGUGUGCGCGAAGGCGUUCGCGUAUGCGGGGACCCUCUCCACGCACAGCAGGAUCCACACAGGAGAGAGGCCGUUCAGGUGCACGGUGUGCGCGAAGACGUUCGCUCGCUCCCACACGCUCGUCGUCCACAAGAGGGUCCACACGGGAGAGAGCGCCUGCGGCGAGGGCGCCGAGGCGUUGACGCCGUCGGGCGGCUCCCCCGGCGCCGGAAGCGCGGACGCGGCGGACGGAGGGUGCGUGACGAGGCGGAAGCGUCGCGAGUGCAUCGCGCGCAAGGUCGCGACGGCCGCCCUACCGGAACCACCUGACUCUGGGGGUGAGCGCGCGACUUUCCCCGGAGAGGCGGCGGCGAGCCCUCCUCCUCCCGCGCCCGCCGCGUUGGAAGAAGAACGCCGGGAAAAGCCCGCCGGCUUUGUCGGGACGCGCCCGCGGGUAAUGAAGGCGGAGAGCGAAGGCGGAGGCGGAGACGUGUCCUCGGCGAAAGUGAAGGAGGAACGGGAAGGGGACGUCGGAGGCUUCGAGGCGUGGCCGGGGGUGAAGGUGGAGCCCGCUGGCGAGGUUGUUCCGUGCCGCCUCCCCUCCCUGCCGAUCGUGAAGCGGGAGCCCGAGGAUUGCCAAGGGAGCGAGACGGAGCAGCGGGUAAAGUUGGAACGCGGAGCUCAGGACUCCUCCGUCUCCCUGUUGAGUGUGAAGCAGGAACCGGAGGAAAUCCCCAGUUGAGACUCGGCUGAGGGGAAGGGGUCUAGUUAGAACUCGGAGCUCAAGAUCGCUCGGUCUCCUUGUCGGUCGCGAAACGGGAACUGGAAGGAUGAGGCCCUCGUUUGAGAAGCGAUGUCGAGGUCGAUGCGAACGACGUGGAGAUGGGAGGAAGACGCCGGACAGCCAUGGACCGCCGUUGGCGUGGAAGUAUCGCUAAAGAAUGGGGUCGAGACAAGAGGGUGGAGGGUGGAUCACGUGGAGCAGAGGACAGACCCAUUUCGAUCUGUGCAGAAGCACCAGGAAUGUGAGUGUGCGUGUCCGUGUGUGUAUGGGGAGCGGUGGUGCAGCGGUUAGCACUACGCUGCGCUAAAAACCCGGCGACCCGAGUUCGAUUCCCGCUCACGGCCAACACCGGGGACGAUUAUCUGAGCCUCCCCUAGGUCGACACGGCAUGAAAUGAGUACCUGGUGCGAUGUGUAAUCAUUGUCGCUGGGCAGACAAAGGCGGCCGGGCGUGGUUGCUGGCCUUCAUAGGUGCUGGCUAAUGGCACUUGUCCAAACAGUCUGUUACGGGCUAUACGGGGGAUCUUUGUAUUUUUAUCGUAUGUUCAACUUCUUUCGCACCAUACGUAGCCAACCGUGCUAAUUGGAGGUGCGAUGUGUAGCGCGGCAGUUUAUUUAAAAAGAAUUUGGCCUCCGCGGCCGAUGCAAACAUUUCCACAUGGAACUGCCCAGCCACCCCUGGUGACAAAAACGCAUUCAAUUUUCUCUCUCUUGACCUCUCGAUCUCUAAACACCACAUAUACUA